AUGAAGUCCUUCGCUACCGCAGCAAUUGCUGCCACCAUCAUUGGCGCUGCUUCAGCUAAGAAGUGCCAGAAUAUCACCGUUCCGGUCACUAUCUCAGCUCGCAAUGCCAAACUCGACCAGACCAAGUUGACACCACGGAGCAAUAUCGAUGUUACCAAUUUCGUGCUCGACAAUACCCAGCAGGGCCACAAUAACACGAUGGAGGAGCCGAAGGGUUAUCAAACCGUCACUGGUAGCUACAAGCUCGCCACGACCUACUGCGCACCAGACCACGGGGCCCCGAAUGUCGUUCAGCUCCUGACCCAUGGUAUUGGCUUCGACCGGUCAUACUGGGAUGUGCCCUUCAACAACUUCAACUACUCGUCCACCAACGAGGCAGUCGACGAGUAUGGUUUUGCAACUUUCAGCCAUGAUCGUCUCGGUAUUGGAAUGUCCUCCCAGGGCGAGCCAGUCAACGAGAUUCAAAUCCAGCUCGAGGUGUCUGCUCUCAAGGCUUUGACCGAUAUGCUGCGCGCUGGCAAGAUCCAGGGCGUGCCAAAAUUCGAGAAGGUCCUCCACAUUGGUCACUCAUUUGGCUCAGUUCAGAGCUACGCUUUGUCUUCACAGUAUCCAGGCAUCUCUGAUGGCCUUGGCUUGACUGGCUUUGGCCAAAACGGGUCCUUUCUGCCAUUCUUUCAGCUUGGUGGUGACUUUGGCCUUGCCAAUCUCAAUCCAGCUCUGGUCAAAUACGUCAACGGCUACCUUGCCAGCCAGACCCAAACUGCGGCCCACACCAACUUCUUCGCCCCGGGUGACUUUGACCCUAAGAUCCUCGAGUUCGCGACCAUGACCGGGCAACCUGUAACUAUCGGAGAAUUGUUGACGAUCGGCGGUGCCAACGGCGCCCCAAACCCGAUCAAGGGCCCCGUCCUCAUCAUUACUGGUGAGCGUGACGUGCCGUUCUGUGGUGGAGACUGCCUUGCUGCCCCAACUGGCUUCGAAAGCAUCCCAGCCCAGUCCAAGCAGUUCUUCAAGAAUACUUGCAAGUUCGACGCACAUAUUGUCAAGGGUGCCGGCCACGGUCUCAACCUCCAGUACACCCACACCGAGACCUACAAGUACAUUCUGGAGUUCUUCACCUCUAACGGCGUUGGUCCAAAGGGCGAGAAGGGUGGCAAGUGCGGCGCUGGUAAGGGCUAUGGCGGCAUGCCACCUGGUUAUGGACCACCAGGCAAAGGCCACUACUAG
Molecule: messenger RNA, 1227 nt
Organism: Fulvia fulva
Lineage: Eukaryota; Fungi; Ascomycota; Dothideomycetes; Mycosphaerellales; Mycosphaerellaceae
Exons: 4
Coding region: 1-1227 (408 amino acids)
Source: RefSeq, a predicted model, not a curated record